AGAGAGGACACUUUAUUUGUCGGUUUACAAGAAACUAGACAAUGGAGUAUGCCAAGAGGAUGGAGAUCAUCAAUAUCACUGCCUUACCAGUGAUACCAUUGGAUGAGCACCAGGUGGUCUCCCUCACUUCACGGAAAAUGCUGGAGAGCAUUUCGAGGAAGAGGUUACGGGACCAUCCACCCACGUGCAUUAUUGGCUCCAUGCAACAGGUGAGCCAAAAGCUUGCUGAAAUAGACCUGAGCCGUGGCCCAUUGGCCAACAACUUGGUAAUUGAGGAAUAUGAGUUGGAGAAGAAGGCUUUAAGAGAGAAAAGUCGCAGCAGUCCAGGAGACAGAGUCAGACCACGAGGGGAAGAGAGGUUCUCCUGCAAAGGCUCAGAGCUACGGAAUACCAGGUUGGCCCUGUCGAAAAGGAAAACAGCAGAUAAAACUCUUCUGGCGGAGCUACACCAGUAUCCUCAAUUUAACGAUGCUAGACCCAACAAGCUUCCCAACGGGGUGGACUUCUGUGACAUGGUGGGCAAUGUGGUCCGAGCUGAGAAAAAUUUCCUUAGUGGCAAGUCUUACUGUUCAGAUAGAGAAUUAGAGAAGUUUCUCUCUUCUCCUGCGCCCAGAGCCAUGUGGCUGGAUAGCUUUUGGUGGGUGUUUCAUGAGAGGUACCAGCCAAACAAGGAGAUCCAGAACAAGCUGUUUGACCGGAUCGCCCGAAACUAUGCCAGCCUUUUGUUCGUUAUGCCCAGGUCCCACUAUGAAGAGGCACUCUUGAAAAAGUUACCUUCACUUCUGAGUAAAGCCCUGUACACCAGCUUCUGCUGCUGCUUCCCUCAGUCCUGGUUCAACACGCAUGAGUUCAAGGCAGAAAUCUGUAACACCGUGAGCCUGUGGAUUUCAGGGACGUACCCUUGCCCACAGAGUUAUAACUCUUGGGACUACUCAGAACUGGAUCCAGAGAGGUUCCGGACAGAAGAAUUAAUAUUACAGAGAAAACAAUUCAUAAAAGGAAAAACAUUUUCCAUCUUCACUUGUAAGCAAGCCUCCACUCCGAAGCAGGACCAGAGCAAGAAAGCCCACCAGCUUCAAUCUUUUGUUCCAAAUUCAGCCAAUGAGAAGGUCCCUUCAGGCAAGUUGAAUACAGAAGAAGGCUCAUAUUAUCACGGUGUGAAAGAGCGGCGUUGUCUGGCCCUGACCUCCAGGAAAGCCACAUUGCAAGUCAAGAGGAUAUCAGAAGCCAGAGUAUGCCUGAAUUUGUUAAGAAAGUCCCACCCGGCCUGCAAAAGCCCGGAGCUGACUUCAAAUCUUUUCAAUAUCUACGGGAAGAGCCCACUGAUGCUGUACUUCCUCUACAACUACUCCAGGCUGGAGCAGCGUGGCCAGGACAUUCUGAUCGUCAGGAGGGAAAAGACCAAGGUCAUUCCUGACAGCACCCCAACCUAUGCUGAUGUCAUCGACUUGACCCUGAAAAACAUGGAGAAGCGCAAGGACAACCUCAGCCAGCUGUCCCGGCUGCACGAGAAGGAGUGGACCUAUUUUGACAAUUACGUAAAGGACCUGCAAGAGAACUUUGAGAGGGAGGUGAAGAACAUCAAUAAAAUGGAAGCAGAUAAGAAAAAGGCCAACCACAUGUUCAUCCCACCCUCACCCCUGCUUGAAGAAACGGCAGAAAAGAAGUUCAGAGCAAGUCCCCCGAAAAGAACUGCAUUUAUUUCAAGGAAGGAAAAUAAGGAGCAAGUUGGGCAUGAUGGCACAAGCCUUUAAUUCCAGCACCCAGGAGGCAGAGAAAACUGAUCACCAGACAGCCAAAAAUCACUCAGAAGGAGGUGUUCAUCCUAGCCUCUCACCUCCUACUUCAAGGCAAUGAACUUGUCCAAGAACAAGGAGAAACUUUAUGAAUGAUGCCUGCCUGUCUUGUCAGAUGUGACCCAGGACAGAAGCAGCAGCAUCAACCAAUACUCCAGCUAGAGGCACGUGUACUCAUUCUAAGUCCACGAGACAAAAUUAAAGUUUACUCCUGCCAUGAUCCAAAAGUGUGUGUGUGCGUGCGCGCGCGUGCGCGCUUGUGUGGGUGCAUAUGCUUUUUACUGAGUAUUUCCUAUGGGCUAAGUGCUCUGCUGAGCUCUUACAGACAUUAUCUUGGUCAACCCUCCUGGCAGCCCCCUGAGGUGGGUAUUGUUGCCUUGUUUCUGUAAGAAAUCUAGGGCUAGUUAGGUUGAGGAAGCAUCCACAGGUUCUCCUUGCCCUGUAGAUAGAAAAGUCAAUGAAGACAUGCUCUCUGGCUAGGAUAGUUUGUGUUGACUGUCAACUUGAGAGGACCUAGGCUGACUUCUGAGGAUGUGUCUGGAUAGGAUGAGCCUGUGGGCGUGC
Molecule: messenger RNA, 2360 nt
Organism: Jaculus jaculus (lesser Egyptian jerboa)
Lineage: Eukaryota; Metazoa; Chordata; Mammalia; Rodentia; Dipodidae
Gene: Fam227a
Product: family with sequence similarity 227 member A
Exons: 17
Coding region: 42-1754 (570 amino acids)
Source: RefSeq, a predicted model, not a curated record